UGGGCCUUUGUUCUCCACUCUCACUCUCCUUAGCCAUCUCAAUUUUUCGCUGCUUCUCCAAAAACCGUCGAUCUUAGCUCUCUCGCUACUCAUCUCUCCCUCUCUAGAAAUUCUCAUCAAUAUAUAUAAAUCGAACGUGUGUGAAGGUUGUAUUUGGAGCUGCUUUUUCCGCGAUGGACGAAAUGUACGGAAUUCAUUCAGCUGGUGAUUUCUACGCAGACAAGGCGCUAAUGUCGCCGGAGAAUCUGAUGAUGGCGGCGGAAUACGGCGGCUAUCACUACGAGACUUUUGUUCCCGGCGGCGAUCAGCACCACCAGCGGAUUCCGGGGUUUGAAUCGGAGGAAUUGGGAUUCCAGUGCUCGGCGGUGUCGGAAUCGGCUUCCAUUAACGUCCGCGGCGGCGAUCACGAUCAGGAGCACGCCUCCACCAUGAUCAAAGCUAAAAUUGCUUCUCAUCCUUCCUAUCCGAAACUGCUCGAUGCUUUCAUCGAUUGCCAAAAGGUCGGAGCUCCGCCAGAGAUAGCGUGUUUACUUGACGAAAUCCGGCCAGAAAGAGACGCGUGUAAACACGACGCCGUCUCGAUGUGUUUUGAAGUUGAUCCUGAGCUCGACGAGUUCAUGGAAACAUAUUGUGACGUAUUGGUGAAGUAUAAAAGGGAUUUAUCAAGGCCUUUUGAUGAGGCCACCUCCUUCCUCAACAAAAUCGAGACUCAAUUAGGCAAUCUAUGCAAUGAUGAUGGUGGUUUAUCAUCUGACGAGGAGCUAAGUGGAGGAGAGGCAGAGGCUAAUGACUCUCAGACGAAAACUGAGGAUCGAGAACUGAAAGACAGACUCUUGCGCCUGUAUGGUGACCACAUCAAUAACCUAAAGCUAGAAUUCUCGAAGAAGAAGAAGAAAGGCAAGCUGCCGAAGGAGGCUAGGCAGAAAUUGCUUGAAUGGUGGAACGUUCACUAUAAAUGGCCUUAUCCUACAGAAGUAGACAAGGUCUCACUGGCAGAGAUGACAGGGCUGGACCAGAAGCAGAUAAACAACUGGUUCAUAAACCAAAGGAAGAGGCACUGGAAGCCUUCGGAGAACAUGCAUUUGGCUAUGAUGGAAAAUCUCUCUGGACAUUUAUUUAUGAAUGGAGAAUGACUUUAUAAAUACUACUCCGUGUUAUGUGUUUUUGUCUCUAGACAUUGUUAAAUGCAAUCACUAUGUAUAUUAUUAGAAGAAAUUUAUGUGACUUGCUCUAAUAUUUCAGUACCGAAUAUAAUAAUUAUAAAAAAAAUGCUCUUGUCCCUGCUGGGGUUGGUUCA
Salvia hispanica is the source of this 1297-nucleotide messenger RNA. Its product is annotated as homeobox protein knotted-1-like 6. Gene Ontology annotation, biological process: regulation of DNA-templated transcription. The record is from RefSeq and is a predicted model, not a curated record. Gene Ontology annotation, molecular function: DNA-binding transcription factor activity, RNA polymerase II-specific; DNA binding. Gene Ontology annotation, cellular component: nucleus. Lineage: Eukaryota; Viridiplantae; Streptophyta; Magnoliopsida; Lamiales; Lamiaceae.